GUUCACUUCAAUGGCUUGGAUUGAGUGCCGAACCCGUGACGGUCAUGAGGAUUUCUGCUGUGAAGUAGGCUACCCUCGUAGAGUUCGAGUAGAGACUUAAACUAAGGCCAGUGAAAGCACCGAACGGGACAGGCUUCUCUUAGACGCUCUGCACUUAUACCCAUUUCCUUCCCCAAUCUAAUUAUCCAUUCAAGCUGAUCAGAAUGCCACGCGGCGAUUUCAAUGUUCACUUUGCAAGCAGAGGACGCGGUGGUUAUGUUCGGGCAGAAGAAGCGGCAGGCAUAGCUCUUCUGGUGGUUAUUUUGGUGGCACUUCUUAUCUUGGGAUGCUGGUACUUCAGAAGGCGAAGUGGUUACAAAAUGAUACGGAGUCCCAGGAGCAAUGCCCAGCCAUGGAGAACAACAUUGAGUACAGGCCAAUACAGUGAAGGAGGAGCUGCAGUUGAAAAUAAAGUACCAUUGAAUGACUUCAGUAAUCUGCAACCUGUGGUACCCAACGCUCCUCCAGCCUAUGAGAAGAUAGUUUCAAGCCCACCACCUCCACCUUAUUCACCUUGAUAAGGAGGCAUCAGCUCAAAGACCUUAUUUUUAUUCUAAAUAAGUAGACUGAUGAUAAAUAUUGGUCACACUUUACUUGGAUAGUCCACACACAGACUAUUAACAGAUGCUCAGAUUAUCAACAAACUAUUUGUUAACUACAAUGUAUGGUUAAGGUUUUGGGAGCUAGUACUGCCCUUACAUUUUUACACCACCAAUUUUACAUACUGAACUCAAAUCUUAACGAUCAUAAUUUUAAUCUAAAUUUAACAAUCUGUUAAGUCUCUGUAGGUGGACUAUGCAAGUAAAGUGUUACUAGAAUACUACAAACAAAUCACUGUAAAGUUGCCUGGAGCAAUAGAGAAUGUAUACGCUUUAUGUACUUACCUUUUCUUGUAAAUGUAUAUUGCAUCCUUCACAAACUAUACAGAAAUUAUUAUGUUGGAAAACCAUCAUCUCGUCAGCAACAUCAUAACAGAGUACCAGUGACCUCAAUUGUGCACAUCAGUUUAUACAGUGAAAUGUAUGUCAGUGUACUGUAUGCUUUAGUUGAAUUCCAAGAGAACAUACAUUAAAUUGAUCUUGGAUGUUAAUCUUGAAAACACUCCUGAUUUCAUUUACACAUCAACAAUCAUGUCAGAGUGCAAAGUACUUUGUUUAUUUCAAUGCAAUGUCUGCAAAAAUGCAAGUGGUCCAAAAUAUCCACAAUACUUGAAAGAACUUCAAGUAUUGUGGAUAUUUACAAGCAUACAAUUACAUAAUCAUGUAAUCCCAUUUUCAGAAAUGCUUGUGUCUACUGUUCUCCCAGUCACUCUGGUGUGAAAAACACAGGCCUUAAAUAAAAGAUACAUGAACUAAUUUUCAGUACAAAUACACCAUCAAGUUCACUAAAUUGAUACCGUAAGAAAAUAGAUGCCAGGGCCUCUCGAAAGUAAGUUAUCAUUUUCAAGACUGUGUAUGGCCUUUGAAAUAAUCUUCCCUAUACUUUGUAUGUUUUAUAUAUGGGUCCUACUUCUUAGCAUUAAACUGAAUAAAAAAAUCUUCCUGACUACAA
Alosa alosa (allis shad) is the source of this 1590-nucleotide messenger RNA. It is a transcript of the gene mlana, whose product is annotated as melan-A. Gene Ontology annotation, cellular component: melanosome. The transcript is spliced from 5 exons. Lineage: Eukaryota; Metazoa; Chordata; Actinopteri; Clupeiformes; Clupeidae. The coding region runs from base 204 to 557 and encodes 117 amino acids. The record is from RefSeq and is a predicted model, not a curated record.